Molecule: messenger RNA, 3805 nt
Organism: Poeciliopsis prolifica (blackstripe livebearer)
Lineage: Eukaryota; Metazoa; Chordata; Actinopteri; Cyprinodontiformes; Poeciliidae
Product: Transmembrane protein 150A-like
Exons: 8
Coding region: 432-1262 (276 amino acids)
Source: RefSeq, a predicted model, not a curated record
GUCUCCGGAUCUCGUGGCAGCAUUUCUGCGAGCGCGAGCCGUAACGCCACGCACUUCAAAGCGAAACGGCCAACCUCUGCUCAGGAGAAAAAAAAAAUACACGAAGCAAAGAGAUUUUUUUUAAAGUAACGCGGCGUCUUUUGGCUUUUUUUUUUCUUUGCUUUGAAGAGGACAAGGAGGACACGUCGACGGUCUCAAAGUUUCCACAAAACCUCCUGCAAAACUCCUCGGAGGCUGAAGCUAAAACAACAACGACAAAAAAAGAACACAUCUGUCCCAUCUGCCAACCUCCAUCUGUAGGAAAAUGAAUCAGUGUGUGAUCGUGCAGAGCCCAGUCACCUGGAGGUAAAUGUUUGUCUGCUCCCUGAGAGGAUAUUCCUGGGCUGGUCGAAGAGGACGGAGAGGAAAGGGAUUUUUCAAGGUGCUCCAAAAUGUCUCUGUGGAUGAUACUGCCUGUCAGUCUCCCAGUACUGAGCAUCACUGGGAUAUGGGUUGUAUAUGCCAUGGCCCUUUACAACCAGCACGUCUGUCCUGUGGAUAACUGGUUGUACAACCAGUCCUGUGAAGGGGACCUGCAUUUGCAGAGCGGCCCGUCGUUUUGCUGCACAUUAGAUAACGUACCUCUCAUCAGUAAAUGCGGGACUCUUCCACCAGAGAGCUGCUUUUUCAGCCUAAUUUGCAGCACCGGAUCCUUCAUGGUGGUGGUGAUUGUGCUGCUUCGCUACGCCCAUGUUAUUGAGAAGCAUCAAAACUGUGUUCUCAACACAGCGAGUCUGUCCACAGGCUGGAUCUGUGCUGCUGGACUCAUGAUGGUGGGAAAUUUCCAGGUGGAUAAUGCCAAAGUUCUCCACUAUGUCGGAGCAGGCAUCGCCUUCCCCACCAGCAUGCUGUUCGUGUGCCUGCAGUCGGCGCUGACCUACCGACUGGCCAAGACCCAGGGGGAGUACUACGUGGCCCACCUGCGUCUCUGCAUGACCCUGCUGGCCUUCGUGGGCUUGGUGCUCAGCGGCGUGUUUUUCUGCCAGGAGAGCUUCGUCCUGCAGCACGCCUCAGCCAUCUUCGAGUGGGUGUUCUGCGUCAUCAUUAUGCUGUUUUAUGGGACUUUCGCCUUUGAGUUCGCCGGCAUGUCGGGAGACACCAUGGGAGUGCUGGCGCGGGGAGGGUCCCUGGGACCUGCUGGGAGAGAACUCAAGCUGGACACGCUGGUCGGAAUGGGAGGACAGUCUCAUCCUCACCAGCCUGAGACCAUGUCCAGACUGUAGCCACUUCCUGAAGCUUUGCUGUCACUUCUUUAUUAUAAUUAUUAUUUUGUUCCUGUCAAACUCCGACGGUCAGAUUAGUUAAAUUCUGCAUCUUGGGACACAAUCAUUUCAUUCUUUAGAAGAAAAGGCCAGUGCAGCUGCUGUUACACGGCAGAGCGGGUAAAUACCUGCUGCUUACUUUCUACUCUGUCUGCAUCAGGAUUUGUGUCUCCAAUGAACUUAUUUGCAUUUUGCACAUUGAUCAGGUGUGACAGCCUGCUUUCCCCCCACUCAGACCGGUUGUUAUCGACCAGAAGAAGCAGAGUUAUUUGUCAAUCAGAUAGGGAGAACCCAGCUGUAAACUGUUUCACGUUGAUGCUUUGGACCAUUUCAUCCCCACCGUGAUGCUUUUUUUGGAUGCAGAGAAGGAGAGGCUGCUGGACAGCCCAGCUGACAGUAUUACAGCGGUGAGACCGAGAGACAAUAUGUGGAUGUUACCGAUAAAGUACAGAAAUGUUUCACUCAACCCUGGAGAAAGAACAAACCAGCACUCUUAGUAUCCUUUAUCAUGGUGUUCUACAAGGAUUUUACCUUAUUUAACCAAUAUUUCUUCUCCAUACCCAAAUGCCUUUUUGUAUUCAAGCCAAAGAUAAGUGGAUUGCAAAGCUUAAAAACCCAGAAUAUAUUUUCUUUCUGAGUUUUUUUCUUUGACCAAGUUUCAAUACACUUUGAAUAUUUUCUGUGUGGGAUGCCAUGUUGGUGCUCCAACCUCUUAUGCAGCUGCUCCUCUGUGUUUCUAAAACUAUUUUUUAAAAGUCUGACUGGUACUCAUGCACAGAAUACAUUUACUUCUGUAUAGAAAACACACAUUUGGUGCCUUAUAUUGUUACAUUCAAGAAUCAAUUUUAAGCCAAUCUAAUUUUUUUUACGUUUUUAAAAAAGAAAAAAAAAAACUGUACUCUAGAUCAAUAUUCAACCCCAAAUAAUUCUGUUUUUUGCCGUUUACUGAAGAAUAGAAAAAAGAACAUUUAGUGAACAGAUGCAAAUAAGCUAAUUCAAGCCAGAGCGUUUGGUUUAUUGGGUUUAGUGAUGAGAUGCAACACGUGUUUUCAGGUUCUAACAAAGGGCUGCAGCCUAUUAUUCCCUGUUAAGGACGAGAAGAAUGUGUUUUUCAGUUUACCUGCUGGUUUUGUCUUUGUAGCUCGGAACGUUACAACUAAUUCGGCUCAUCUUUCUGGGAUUGCUGAGCUGAAGAGAAAAAGGGUGAAGUUUUAUAAUUUUUUUUUAAUCUAAAAGAAUAUUUUUACAAAAAAUAAAAAAAAUAAGUGUGUGUAAUUGGUGCUGCAAUUCAAAAGGGGUUUUCCUACAUUUCUGCCUCCUGCUUGGCUGUAAUAUCUGAUCUACAUAGGCAAUAAGACUGAAGAUCACUCAUUGACAGAAAGAGGGUUCAUGUGAGUGCCAAGAAAUAACCACAGCAAAAUGCAGUUAGAUAACCGAAGACAGCAAAGUUACUGUUUGUUUGUAAGGGGAUCAGUGUGAAAAUCUGGGAAAGCAGAGGCCUCACUUCUUUAAUACUUUCAUAAGUAGGCUCUCAUCAACACUGCCUUAAAAUACAAGUGGCCUCAUGUUGCCUUAGUGCCAGUAAUUUGGAAGAAAAUUUGUCAAACAGUAAUUAACUUUCAGGCUGAAUGUAAACUUUCAAAAGGCGAGACCUGGAGAAGCCCCCGCAGCUGCAACAUAUCAAUGAGCAUGGGUCGCCUGCUGCUCUCUGCUGGUCAAAUACAGUAUUGCAUCAUUUUAUGCUGGAGUCUUGUAUCAUGUCACGUCAAAGAAUGGCAACGACUGAUUUUAUUUUUAAAUAGCCACAAGCUCUCCUUCCUGAGUGUGUUCUACCUGAAUUUAGUUUGUCAAAUCCUCCAAGUAUUAUCUCCUUUUAGCAUAAGUAUAUUGCUAAUGGAAUGCAAGUGGUUAAAAAUACUUAUUUGUUGCUUUGUGCAUCUCAGAACACUAGUAGUAAAUCACUUCCCGGUGACAUCUCAUCCUCAUGUCACCAUAUCUACUCUGUCGUCUUGUUUAUAGAUCUGUUGGAUCUUUGCACUCAGGAAACUCUUCAGACACCAGCUACAAUGUUUAUGUCGAAGCAGAAUGAAACCUGCUUGCUUCUACCUUCUGUUUUAUGUCAUGACGUGUAGUAUAGGUGCUGCGUUUUCAGUUCACAUUAGCUAUGAUAUCAUAGAUUUCUUUUGUAAAUCAAGACUGUCAUGUAAAAAAAUAUGUAGCUUUAAUUGUAGCUUUUGUAACGGCGCAAGAUGCUUAAGAAAGUGUGGUGAAUAUUACAAUCAGUAGGUCGCUGCUGACAGCAUCUUGACAAGCUAAUCGGCUUCUGUAAGCCACUUUAGAAUCAAGUAUUCGGUACCCUGUUUGCUUAAAGGCAAAAAAAGUGCAACAUGUGCCUUAUGUAUCAUAUCAGUAACCAAAGAGUUGUAGGCUGUAAAUUCUAUUUUUGAUGCAAAGUGGCAAGAUUGUUGUAAUGCUUAAUAAAUAAAAACUUUUAAAAGUCCAAA